UUUCCAUAUAGGUUGCGGCCAAAGGAGGCUUGUAUUGGUAGUUGACAAAUGACGGCUGUAAACAACCUCCGGUGAAGCUCAGGCACUUUGAGGAACACCAAACCGUGAAAGCUAGGCGAAGAAUAAAACGAGGAAACCAAAAUAAGCCCCACAUUACAAAUGGUGAGGAGUAAAGCCUUGGCCCGCUGUGGGCUUGUUCUGCUGAGUUUGUGGCUGUGUAUCCAGUCAGUGCCUAUCAGUGUGGACAAGACCAAAGAAAAGCCUAAAGAGGAGGAACUGGAGCCACCCGAGAGUACUGACACUGGGCUGCACUACGACCGCUACCUCAGGGAGGUCAUUGAGUAUCUUGAGAAGGAUCCCCACUUUAGAGAAAAGCUCAAAAAUGCCAAUAUGGAUGACAUCAAGCAAGGCAAACUUUCCAAAGAGCUGAACUUUGUCCAGCACAAUUUUCGGACCAAGCUGGAUGAGCUAAAGAGAGAGGAGAUGAACAGGCUGCGGAUGCUUAUAAAAGCUAAACACGACGUCCAAGAAGGGAAUGUCCAAACAGUGGACCACCAAGCCCUGCUGAAACAGUUUGAGCACCUGAACCACCUGAAUCCACACACUUUUGAGGUGGAUGACCUGGACCGCCUCAUCAGAUCGGCGACUAACGACCUGGAGAACUUUGACAAGGAACGCCAUGAUGAGUUCAAGAGAUACGAGAUGAUGAAGGAGCACGAGCGGAGGGAACGCCUGAAGAACUUGAGCGAGGAGGAUCGCAAGAGGGAAGAGCAGCACUACGAGGAGAUGAAGCAGAAACACGCCAACCAUCCUAAAGUUAACCACCCAGGCAGUGAGGACCAGCUGAAAGAGGUAUGGCAGGAGGCAGAUGGUUUGGACCCACAAGAUUUUGAUCCCAAAACCUUCUUCAAAAUGCACGACAGCAACGGAGACGGCUUCUUUGAUGAGAGCGAGCUUGAAGCGCUCUUUACUAAAGAGCUGGAGAAGGUUUACAACCCGGAAAAUGAAGAGGAUGACAUGGUUGAGAUGGAGGAAGAGAGACUGCGAAUGAGAGAGCACGUUAUGAACGAGGUGGACACCAAUAAAGACAGACUUGUAUCACUGAGUGAGUUCAUAGCAGCCACAAAGAAGGCUGAGUUUCAUGAAAAAGAUCAAUGGGAGACUUUAGAUCAGAACCCACUGUACACUGAAGAGGAGCUGAAAGAGUUUGAACAGCAUCUUGCCAACGAGGAGAAUGACAUCAACCAGAAGUCAGCUGAGUUACAGAAACAGAGGGAGGAACUUGAAAGAAAACAGGAAGUACUUAAUGCUCAGAAGCUGGGGCUAAAACAGGCAAUGGAAGAAAUGGAAAGGGUUAAAAUCCAAAGCUUAAAUGCUGAUGGAAAACAGCCUGCAGCUCAUCUAGUUCCCGGUGAACAUGCACCAGUUAUACCAGGAAACAAUCAACCACCUCCCCCUGGUCACCAGCAGCAAGAUGUACCAGUGUCUGGACACUCUUAGCAGGCCUCACCACUCUGUGUGCAAUAUGAGUGAGCAUGCAUGUGUGUUUGUGUUUUAAUGAUUCCACUUUUGGGGUUAUUGUUUAAGAUUGUUUAGGCAACACAUAGGAAAAAAAAAUAAAUCUCAAUGCCAGUGCCAAUGAUGCCCUUCCUUCUGCUGGCUAAACCAGCUGAAUGAGCCAGACUUCAAAUGUGGAGCUGCUCCAGUUUUCUAUGUGGACAAUCAACCCUUUUGUUUUUUGUGAUUUUGAUCUCAUAUCACAACGAGGACUCUGUUCUCCACGGGAAAUUCUUUGCAGUGAAACGGGGAGGGCGGCUGGCCUGAGAACUGAAUGUUUAGUUUUGUGCACACUGUAGUUUAUUGCCACUUUCUCCUGAAGGAAAUACUUUGAAAAUUUAUUUAUUUUUAUGGUAAAGUGUGAAUUAUUUUGGAAAAAUAAAUGCCAGAAAAGUAAGAUUCAAGCCGAAAUGAAGUUUUAUACUCAGAAAAAAUGGGUUUCCUUCAAUAUGUUUUCAGACUGUUUUGUUCUCUGGAUCAGACAGAUGCGGAAUAGAAUUAACAGAUGAAGUUAUAUGAAAUAUAUAUUUAAAUGUUAUAAUUUUUAAUAACUGUGUUGGUGAUGGUGACAAUUGUAUGAAUUCUGAAGUGGCUGUGUGUAUGUCAGUGCUCAGGAGUGUCUGAAUUUGUGUUUAUUUAUUCUCAAAUCCCUGAAAGUGAACCUGCAGUAGGUUGAAAAUUGCCCUGUAAAAAUAAAAUUAAACUACAAAAGGAAGCACAGGAUAAAAGAAAAACACCAACAUGUUUUUCAUUACAGACUAAUAUGAGAGUAAAGAUGGACAAAAAAAUGGGUCAUGCUUUGAGGAGUUGAAUUAAAAUAUACUGGUUAUUUUAUUUUCUUAUGUUUCUUGUAAAAAUAACAACCUUUCUGGACCCUGGUAUAUGUGCUGAACAGUUAAUUUUUUUGUUUAUCUGAAUUUUACAAAAACGCACUUACAUGUCCAAUCAAUGUCCUGUAUGGAAAAAAAAUAUGGAAAUGAUGUACAAGGUUCGAAUGUCUAAAAUGAAGGUGAAUGCACUUGCAAA
This is a messenger RNA of Archocentrus centrarchus (flier cichlid), 2583 nucleotides long. Its product is annotated as nucleobindin-2. Gene Ontology annotation, cellular component: extracellular exosome; endoplasmic reticulum-Golgi intermediate compartment. The transcript is spliced from 13 exons. The record is from RefSeq and is a predicted model, not a curated record. Gene Ontology annotation, molecular function: calcium ion binding. Bases 160 to 1500 code for a protein of 446 amino acids. NCBI's taxonomy places the organism in Eukaryota, Metazoa, Chordata, Actinopteri, Cichliformes, Cichlidae.